Clupea harengus (Atlantic herring) is the source of this 837-nucleotide messenger RNA. RefSeq names its product retinol-binding protein 2-like. NCBI's taxonomy places the organism in Eukaryota, Metazoa, Chordata, Actinopteri, Clupeiformes, Clupeidae. The record is from RefSeq and is a predicted model, not a curated record. Gene Ontology annotation, molecular function: lipid binding.
GUGAACCUCACCCCUUUACCAUCUCUGACCCAGGACCAGGCACCUUUUCUUUCUCCGACUAACACACAAACACACCAAGGUAAAAAUGUCUGCAGACUACAAUGGUCGCUGGGAGAUGAUCAAGAAUGACAACUUUGAAGAUGUGAUGAAGGCCAUUGACAUCGACUUUGCUACACGUAAGAUUGCAGCUCACCUCACUCAGACCAAAGUCAUUGUCCAGAACGGAGACCGCUUCGAGACCCAAACCCUCAGCACCUUCCGCAACUACGAUGUCAACUUCACCAUUGGAGAGGAGUUUGAGGAACAGACUAAAGGGCUGGACAACAGGAAAGUCAUGACAACGGUGACGCGGGAUGGGGAUAAACUGGUGUGUGUGCAGAAGGGGGAGAAGGCCAAUCGUGGCUGGACGCACUGGAUUGAGGGAGACCUGCUUUAUCUGGACAUCACAGCGGAGGAUAAGGUGUGUCACCAGGUGUUCAAGAAGAAACAGUGAUACCUAGGCCCCGUCCCAUCUAAUCCAGCUCUGUUGAUGAUCCAACCUGUGAAGAACUAGUGCUACCUAGGCCCCGUCCCAUCUAAUCCAGCUCUGUUGAUGAUCCAACCUGUGAAGAACUAGUGCUACCUAGGCCGCGUCCCAUCUAAUCCAGCUCUGUUGAUGAUACAACCUGUGAAGAACUAGUGCUACCUAGGCCCCGUCCCAUCUAAUCCAGAUCUGUUGAUGAUCCAACCUGUGAAGAACUAGUGUUACCUAGGCCCCGUCCCAUCUAAUCCAGCUCUGUUGAUGAUACAACCGGUUGCAUAUUCAUAACACAUUUCAAUAAAUUGAGUUUGAUCCUC